Tetranychus urticae (two-spotted spider mite) is the source of this 3923-nucleotide messenger RNA. RefSeq lists its product as uncharacterized. NCBI's taxonomy places the organism in Eukaryota, Metazoa, Arthropoda, Arachnida, Trombidiformes, Tetranychidae. The record is from RefSeq and is a predicted model, not a curated record.
AACAGUUAAUCAGCUAAAGGUAUUAUUGAAUGGGAAAAUGUCAAGCAAUUGUUGAGUGGGAAUCAAUAAUCUGCUUCGUUACCAUAGAGUUGGUUAACAUUGAAAUUUGAGUUGAACACUGUUCCUGGUUUUAUAACCAAAUGACAAUUAACUGUAUUAUCAUCAUAAUGAGAGUUAAUUACAGCUUUUUACUCAAUUAUUGUUACACUUUAUUAAUGAUCCAAUGAAUAUUAAAUUACGAGUUUACCAUUUUCCAAUCAAUUUGCUGUUUAUUUUGCUUUUUAUUUACCUUUUUUUUACUAUUCUUGUUAGUCUGUUGCUUUCAAUUUGCACCUAAUUGAGAUCAACCUUGACAUCAAUCGUAUGUAAUGAAUUAAGUUUAUUGUAAACGGCUGUUUAAAUUGUGAAAAUGAAACAAUCAGGCUAAUAAUAUGAUUUGUAAUCAAUUUUUACUUUCAUUUGAGGAGCAACAGUGAAAAAAGAGCUUAUUUUAACAUUAUUUUUACAAUACUUUAAUGUAAUUAUCCAGCACGCAAUUGAAUCAGUUUGGAGUCAGCAAAUUGAGUGCAAAAGUUUACCAAUAAAUUGAUUGAGAUGGAAAAACUGAAUCAGUUGAUUGUGAUCAACAUUGAAUUUGAUUCUGUCUCUACUUGAGUCUGCCAUUGAUCACUUUGACUGUUAAGGCUUGCGGACUUUUCUCAACCUUUACUUUUCCAAAUGAGUUAUGGAAGGUUUACAUUAUGAUUGAUAUUGGGUUGGUUUAAAUGAAUGCUUUACUAAUCAUGGUUACAGUUAAUUGUUGACCAUAAAAGAUGAUUAGUUAAAUGCUCAUAGAAAGUAAACAGUUGACCUGGAAUAAUAUUCAAGAGUAAAAAUGUGAAAAGUAAAUUUGAUUUACAUUUAGAUUCAAUUGAAAAGGUGCAAAAAUUAUCUCUGGUUAUUGUUGGUUUUGGGUUUAGUGUUAAAUUGAAAAAUGAAAGCUUUUUCAAAGGUUAACUUCAUUUCAAUUGUUAUUCAUUAUUUUUCUUUGUUCAUUUCUUUGAUCAUGAAUCGGAGCAGCAAUAAUCUGUUGGGUCGUUUUAAAGUUCAAUUUCCUUUGACAAAAAUCAGCCUCUCACUCUGAGAAUAAUCUUGUAACAAAAUGAGAUAACAAUUGUUGGGAUAACAAUUCACAUGAUUACAGUUGAUAAGAGAACACUUUGAAAAUCAAUUAUUCAUCAUGAACACAAGUUUACCCGAUGAUUUUCCCCUAUCGCGAUCAGAACUUUUGAGUCCCUUAAUUUUCUGUCUUCUUUUGCCUUGUCUCAAGCAACUAAACUCUGUGAUUGUGGUAAGAGGAGCAAAUGUAACAAUUACAACAUCAGGAUUUAACCAACGACCAAUUGUUGUGAUAAACAAUCCUUCAAACAACCAGGGAAAUGAUCAAAACUCAGAUUCGCCAGCUCAGCCUCAAGCGCCGGGACAAACGCCUGGACAAGGAACUGGACAAUCUUCUGGUGCAGCGCCUUCCCCUGGUUCAUCUGGUACUCCUCCGAACCCUCCAAACCAACAAGCUAUUAAUGGUCCAGCAAUACCGAACCAAUCUCAAGUUUCACCAAAUCAAAGGCCUAAUAGAACGAGUACUUCUAGACCCAACACUCGACCAUCGACUGGAUCACCCGAUAGUCAAUUAAUCAAUGGAAAUAAUUUUGGAAUUAAUUUUCCUUCUUCUCAAUCGUUUCCUAGCAUUGCCAACCCAUUUCAAGUUACUUCAUCACCAGGAAACCAAAAUAACCCGAAAGCCUUUGAAAGACCAACUGACAUUGAUAGAGUAACUGGUAACCCAGGAACAUCGUUAUACUUGCAAGGUAACUCAAGGAGACGAUUAGCUCGAUCAAAAGUUUCCAAUCGACAGGAUAAACGCCCAGCCAAUAGACGAAGAAACAAGGCAACCUUGUCUAAUGAGUCAACAAUCAAUUUACAGAGGCGAGUUAAGGCAAACACUCGAAAUGGUUUUCAGUCAAAUAGACGAUUAAUCGGUUCAACAGGUAACAACGCGCUUUCCUGUCGACAGACAAUCUGUUCUCGUCAAAGGCAAACCAACAGCAAAAAUUGAGAGUAAAUUAAUUACUUUAAUAAUCUAAUCUCAUCACUUAUCUUAAUACACACAUUUGAAUAUCUAAAAGUAAAUAUACCUCAAACAGUGUUGCUUCAUUAAGAUCAACUGUAAGGCUAGCGUGAGAUUGGAUAAGAUUAAAAUGCGAAACACAAUUUUUACCUGUUAAUUGCAAUGAUUUUAAUAAACGGUACUGAAAAGAGGAAGAAGUGAGCUUUUACGUGCAGAAAUAGCUGAAGAGAUGAUCUGAUGAUAAAGAAAAAAGGAAAAGAGAUGAAAAUGAAAAUGAUGUCAACAAUUUGUGGUGAAAAAAAGAGUAGAAACACUAAUUGUAAUGAAAUGCUAAAUGUGACUUUAAUGUUGAUUAGCAAGUUUACCAAUAGAUUUGGAAAUUUUGAGCGCAAAGGAAUCAGUUGAAUGUUUAACUAAAUGAGUUGACAUUGGGAAAGCAAUACAGUUAAUAAUAAGGUUUAAAAUUGUCAACCUGUUGAGGAAUGGUGAAUGGGUAAAGAGGGAAGAAAAGGUACAAUAAAAAAAGGUAAACACGCAACACUGAGUCUUGGUUAUAUCGUAUAACAAUCAAGUUAAAUGAGUAAACAGGAAACAAUGGUUAAUUGUUGAUUCAUUUGGAGGUUAUUGUACAGUUUAUUGUACGGUUUAUUGUAUAGUUUAGUGUACAAUUGGUCGAAAAAGGUUUAAUUGUUAAAUUUAGAUUGAAAACUAUUACUAGAAGGAAGAAGUGGAUGAAAUGGAUUUUUCAUGUUAAGGUAAAGAUUUGUAAAUGUUAAAGUAUGGGAAUCAAGGAUGGGUUUGGGAGUGAUUUUGCUAGUGAUUAAUUAUGAUAAUGGUUGGGAUUAAUGGUAAUAAUAGAAUAGGUUUUCAAUAAUGAUUCUGGUUUAAUGGGAAACAUGAAAAUUUCAUGAAUCUUUUUUUUCUCAUUCUAUUCCAUUUUCUGGUUUGCUUUGCUCUUCGAUUUUUACUCUUCUUUUCACCAAUAACAUUAAGAUUGUUGAACGUGAUUUCACUUGAUCAUGGUGAUUAUGUUGGUGAUGAUGAUCAUGAUUCAUGAUGAUGAUGAUAGCAAUGAUAUCAAAAUGUGAUUAUCAAUUUGAUGUUCAAUUGAUAAUCAACAUUAAAAAAAGAAAGUGUUGAAUCUUUUCGUACAGAUAAUCAUUCCCAAUAAUCUGUAGUUUACGGGUUAACCUUAUUGUAAGCUGAUUGAGAGAUGUUAUUAGAUUGGUUAAAGGUGAUUUUUUUGCCUCUUUUGAUCCGGUUAAUUACUGUUAAAAGGUAUCAAAGGAAUUCAUUUGAAUAAAAGCAACAAUUGAUUGUAUUGUUGAAUGCUAAGAGGAUGAUUAAGGAUGAGAAAAGAAACUGUUGUACAAUUAAGUUAACCAGUUGAGUUGUUUAUGUUUUUUGUUUGCUUGUUUGUAAUGGAAAGUAAAGGUUUUUGAAUAGUCAAUUCAACUGAAUUUCAAAGUGAUUUGUAAAUUAUCAAAGGAAUAAUAAUCAUUUAUAAAUACAUAUAAAUACCUAAUCAAUGUUGAUCAUCGUUAUUAUUAGUUUACCUUUUUAUCAACAAUCAAUGAUUGAAAGAAGAAGAAGAAAUGGUUAUCAAUUUUAACGGAGAAAAGGUGAUUUUUUUUCAUCUUCUUUUGGUAAAUAUUAAUAUUGAACAGGAAUUAAAAAAUAGCCAAAUAAAUGGUUAAAAAGCUCAGUUUGAUGAAGGUGUUUGUUGGUGAGGAUAAGCGCACUGACGAUGAAUAAAGGGUUUUUUGGUUCGCAUUGUGUAGGUUUGGAUAUUGUAAUAAAACACUCAACACCAAAA